Molecule: messenger RNA, 2245 nt
Organism: Vitrella brassicaformis
Lineage: Eukaryota; Vitrellaceae
Source: the annotation of a GenBank genome assembly
GGCGCAGGAAUAGCCUCCUGUGGAUGCCUGCCUGUCCGUAUCUACACUUUAAAGCCAGACCAAUGCACAACGAAAAACAGCGCGCCAUCGCGUCAGUCCACCAAGGGCAUCAGAACUGGCCGCAAAAACGUCCGUGACGACCAUGAUGGAUCGAUAGACAACUCGGCAGCCCUUCGCGAGAUGACUACCCUGCACACACAUGCACAGAAUGAGGCGACCACUCACGCCUCUCCUUCGUGCAGCUGCUCACCAGGCAGUGUAGGUCUCAUCGCCUUCCACCACAUCGUCGCUGCACUCGAUCGACACGGCGACGUGACGCACGCCCGUCAGCCGCCGAGACAGCUCGAUAAGCCCCCUGUACACCCUCACAAAGUCCACAAUGUCCUCUGCAUCGACUCUCAGCUCCAGCUGCGACCAUCCCAGCAUCCGGUCGAUCGCUGUGGUCGCCAUCGCAUCAGUCCAACAAUCACGCCCCACACCGCUCCCGUCACCUUCAACCAUGCGAAUCGUCUCGACGGCCGGAAGCUCCCCUGGCUGUCGCGUCUCGCCCACACACGUCCUGCCAGCGAGAAACUGGGCAAGCAGAUGCACGCCGAGAGGGUCCCCAGAGCACUCCAGCAGGCCGAGUCUCGUCACAGACGGGGGCAGGGCGGUGAGCAGCUGGGCGAUAGGACACCUGUGGCCCUCCUCCUGUGGUGGUCGCGUGUGGAUGGCCUCGACAGCGGUGAACCGGAUGGAUCUGACGGCCGGCAUGAGAUGGAAGGUGUCAGCCAGAUGUGGCAAGUGACGGAGGGGCUGGGGGUCGCUCGGAGAACCACGAAGCCCCACGCGCAGGGUCGUCAGCUGCCCACACCGAGAAAGGAGAAAGGAGACUGGACGGAUGCACAUCUCCGACGUACGUGUGCAUGUGCAUUCACUCGUACCUUUGGGUAGGUCGUCUGCCUGUGCCUGAAUGCCAUGGGGAUGCGGCAGUCGAGUCCCACCGUCAUCUCCUCACAGCUGGCAAACCUCAGCGGCCCCAAAUGCCCCUCCUCGCCUUGCCCCAUCCGAUGAUGCACCUCAACACCAACCGCACCAGCACACACCCGCUCCACCAGCCGCACCGCACACACGUGGUCCUCAAUCGAUGUCAGCGAGGGGUGGGUCGGCAGCGAUAGAAAGCGACACGACAGCAGCUUGGUGUGCCACUGCGCUCCAGGCGCGGACAGGUGGCGGAACAACGUCAGCAGGUGGCUCGCCGGCUCGAUACGAGCGAGUGUCCCCGUAGACCCUUUGGGGAUUGGGGGCUGCUGUUGGGGGCGGCUGUCGGCUGUGUGUGACGGCGCGAAAUAAUCUAGGUAGUCGAAGUAGAUGUGCUGGAGGGACGGGGGGCGGGGAGGUCUCGUCAGCAGGGAUGGAAUGAGAGAGAAAGAGCUUAGCGACCGACCAAAGUGGCCAAGUACUCUCAGAUGCGAGAUGUCCUCAAGGCCCUCAACGGCCUUCUCCAAACAGACGCUAGGGCUGACAGAGAUCUCCUCCAGACACGAACUGGGGCACACCCAUGCCUUCAUGCUGUCGGCAUGCCUUCCGUGGAGCAGAUGGGCGCUCGGAAAGGCGUGUGCCUCAAAGCGGCGCAGCACAGGCAAGCGCCAGUUGCGCACGUCGGCCAAGUGGACCCAGUCCGAGAAUAGGAUGCGUACGUGACGCAAGCGGCUGAAUGUCGUGGCUGAUCUCUUCGGCAACGCCUUUGCCUGGUCCCGGUGGACAGAGUGGCCCUCGACAAACAGAACUCUGCAGACAUACGAGUCAGGCAAUGCCAUCCAUCAUCGUGCACGCUGAAUCCAUCCAUCCAUCCAUCGAUUGGUCUGUGCCCACCUGAGUGUAUCGGAUGCCCUCUCAAUCAGCUCCACCAGGCCAUCCACACGAGUCGCUGCGCCAUCGAUUCCGCUUUUGCUUGCAGCUAUCGACGUCUUCUCAAUGUGAGAGCCCCAUCUCGAGAACAGGCCCUUCCGCACGGCCAUGCUGACAGUGAAGCGCUGCCACGCCUCCUCGCCACACACACGGAGAUACCGUAGGCCGUCAUCGCCACCGAUGACGUCGCGGAGAGCCCUGUUGAGCCGCGAAAAGGCCCGUAUGAAGUCGAUAGUGGGAACGAAGGCCUGGAUGUUCAGCAGGAUCUCCAGAGGCAGCGAUGGGAGGGAAGUUGUCAUCUUAAUCGCUUGUGGAUCACACCAUGACAGACGUCUAUCUCUCCACGAUCCUCAAG